This is a messenger RNA of Phascolarctos cinereus (koala), 2621 nucleotides long. It is a transcript of the gene ENDOV, whose product is annotated as endonuclease V. Gene Ontology annotation, molecular function: single-stranded RNA binding; RNA endonuclease activity producing 5'-phosphomonoesters, hydrolytic mechanism. Gene Ontology annotation, biological process: DNA repair. The record is from RefSeq and is a predicted model, not a curated record. Gene Ontology annotation, cellular component: cytoplasm; nucleolus. NCBI's taxonomy places the organism in Eukaryota, Metazoa, Chordata, Mammalia, Diprotodontia, Phascolarctidae.
GACGCAGGGUGUUCCUUCCGAGGAAAGCUACCCCGUGCGCACCUAGCCUGGCUGCCCCUGGAAGUGACGUCCCUGAAAGAGACCGUGAAAUCGGACCAUGGCCCGUGGGGCCCUUGGGCCGCCGCUGCGGGAGACUCUGUCCCGCUGGGAACGGGAGCAAGCACAGCUGAAGACCAGUGUCAUUGACUGGGAUACAGAAGCAUGGCAGAGGGAUUCAGAUUUUGCUGGUCUGCAUCGGGUCGGGGGUGUUGAUAUGUCCUUCAUUAAAGCGGAUGAUGUCAGAGCCUGUGCCUCUCUAGUGGUGCUCAGCUACCCCAAGCUUGAGGUGUUAUAUGAGGAGUGCCGGAUGGUUAACCUAACAGCCCCGUAUGUGUCUGGUUUCUUGGCAUUUCGAGAAGUCCCCUUUCUGGUGGAUGCUAUUCAGAGGCUACAGAAGAAGGACCCCAAUCUCAUGCCGCAGGUCCUUCUUGUGGAUGGAAAUGGGGUACUCCAUCACCGAGGGUUUGGAGUGGCCUGUCACAUUGGUGUCCUUACAGAUCUGCCUUGCAUUGGGGUGGCCAAAAAACUCCUCCAGGUAGAUGGGCUGAAGAAUAAUGACCUACACAAAGAAAAGAUUCAGCAUCUAAAGAUGGGAGGAGAUACCUUUCCUCUGAUGGCCAACUCAGGUACCAUCUUGGGAAUGGCCUUGAAGAGCCACAGCAAGAGCAGCAAGCCUCUGUAUGUCUCUGUGGGUCACAAGGUGAGUCUGGGGGCUGCAGUCCGCCUGAUCCAAGCCUGCUGCAGAUACCGCAUCCCAGAGCCCAUUCGCCAGGCAGACAUUCGAUCCCGAGAAUAUAUCCGGAGGACUACUGAGCUUGCCAACUCACAAGAAGCAGGGCAAGAGAGGGGUCCUGAGGGGCUGAGGGAGAAGCAGAGCCCAACUUUAUCCCCUACGAGAGGCUUAGAGGAGUCUGCAGGCGAGGAAGAGCCUCCUGAGAAUCCCAGCCCAGGACAUCAUUCAUAGCUCUAUGACCUAGGGACAGGCCUCUGAGAUCCUAUCAUUGGGAACCAAGGAUGAGAGGAGAGGAGAGCUGUUGUGGACACUGAAAAUUCUGAACAUCUCUCUCUGGCAGAUGUGGUCGAAGGAAAAGGCAGUUGAGUAGGACUAAAACCUGGCUCUCAGGAAAAGUCUUACAAGAACUCAGUGCUUCAUGUGAUUUCAGAACCUUGAAUAACCACAGUGAGCUUAGCCUGCCAUGAUGGGAAGACCUUUUGCACAAGUCAGUGUGUUUGGCCCCAUGCUCACCAGACACGACUCAGUGUUUGAGUGAUUCAGAGCCUUCAAAAUAGCCACCCCUCACAAGACAUAACACAGGCCACCUAACUUGCAGUAGCAGCAAUAUUUACCAUGUAGGCUAGGCUAGUUCUCCUUCAAAGGUGUUCAAAUGGCCCUUGAGACUUGAUUGACUAGGGAACCGCGGCUUGAAAACUGGUCUGUUGUCACAUCCUGGUGGUCUGAAUACACAAAGCCAGCACUGGGGGGGAAAGCAGCACCCAACUGAAUCAUUUCGCUGUGGUGACCAAGUAUAACCCCCUUUUUAAAACUAUUUAUUAACUGUUGGAUAACUGCAGUCUACUAAUUUCAUUUUAAUUCUGAACUGGAAACCCCAGCCUGAAUCAGGCCCAGCCUACAACACUACACUAACACUAUCAUGCUGUGGUCACGCAGCCUUGGGAACAGCCAGUCCAUGUGUUCAGCAGAAGACAGAUCUCGAGAAGGCAGAGAGCCAGCCUCUCUCUGGAAAAUUUGUGAGGCUUUUUUUCAUUUGGAGACAAGAAAUGGGACUUACUUUUCAAAGAAAAAAUUCAGAUGAAAAAAUAAUGAUCCAGCUCCUGUCUACCCAUUGUUACCUCAUAGAGUGGAUGACCCAUGCCUUCCUGCCUCUUGCCCAGCUCCCUAACACACCAUGGACCAGCCCCAUCUCAUUCCCCAAGGCUGGCCAAUCUCUGGCAUCUCAUAAACACAUAGGGGGAGGGGAGAAAGGGAGAGAGUUACCUAAUCACCAAGCUCUUGCUGGCUCCAACAGACUGAAAGAGGGUGCCGUGGGUGGGUGGGAAACACACAGAGGGAACUGCACCUGCCAGCAAUCUGCUCAGUGAAUAAAGUCCUAGUCUCUGCUACCUGAGAAUGAGUUUUUAGGCACUUAGAGAGGCAGCCAGGCUCAGCUGCCCUGGACAAUGGAUGGAACAGUUCCUGUUCUACUUAGAAUAUUAGGGCCAAUAACCCCUUGCUUCUUGUAUUCUGUUUUCCCUACUUUGCUGCCUCUGGCCCAUUACCCAGUCCCAGAGUUCUGGCUUCAGAACUCAUUUCCACAGCCCAAACUUGGCUUUGCUUUUGUACUUUUGCCCAGUGCUUUCCUAGACCAGAUAAACACAAGGACUAAUAACCUGCCCUGAUGCCUACAAUAGCUGCAUCUUGGGGUGGUUUUGUCACCCCAGUAGGCAAACUCGAAGAAAUCACCCAAAUGGAGGGUGUGAAGGUGGGAUGCAGCCAGAGAAGAAGGGAAAACUCCCUUUGAGUAACUCAGUGCCAGCAGUUGGUGCCUGUGCUAAGCAACCUACCAUCCUUCGUGUUAACUGCC